This is a messenger RNA of Pelobates fuscus (common spadefoot toad), 5054 nucleotides long. RefSeq names its product myotubularin related protein 4 (gene MTMR4). Gene Ontology annotation, biological process: regulation of autophagy; phosphatidylinositol dephosphorylation. NCBI's taxonomy places the organism in Eukaryota, Metazoa, Chordata, Amphibia, Anura, Pelobatidae. Gene Ontology annotation, cellular component: membrane; cytoplasm. The transcript has 19 exons. The record is from RefSeq and is a predicted model, not a curated record. The coding region runs from base 198 to 3467 and encodes 1089 amino acids. Gene Ontology annotation, molecular function: protein phosphatase binding; phosphatidylinositol-3,5-bisphosphate 3-phosphatase activity; metal ion binding.
GAAGGGCACGGGACUGCUUACUGGCGACACCACUGACGUCACUACCGAGCGACUGGGUACCAGGAAGUAAUCAGUGACAGGGGGAGAAGUAUGCUGAGGGCUAUCACACACCAGAAUAGCUGAAAAUAAACAAUAACAACCGCCUGGCAGCUGUCUAUUAUACUGAGGUUUAACUUUGAUUUAAGAAGAAGCUCAGCAUGGGUGAAGAGCCUCCCAGUCUAGAAUAUAUUCAGGCCAAGGAUCUUUUUCCGCCAAGGGAGCUGGUGAAGGAGGAGGAUAAACUGCAGGUACCUUUCCAAGUGUUGCCAGGAGAGAGUGUAGAAUAUUUAGGGAGUGCAAAUGAUGCGGUCAUAGCAGUUUCCAACUACAGAUUGCACAUCAAGUUCAAAGAUUCUGUUGUCAAUGUGCCUUUAAGGAUGAUUGAGACUGUGGAAAGUCGAGACAUGUUCCAGUUGCAGAUAAUUUGCAAAGAUUCCAAAGUAGUGAGAUGCCACUUCUCCACAUUUAAGCAGUGCCAGGAAUGGCUGAAACGUCUUAGUCGAGCCACUGUGCGUCCAGCAAAACAAGAAGAUCUGUUUGCAUUUGCCUAUCAUGCCUGGUGCCAGGGAGUGUGUAAUGACGAGGAGGAGCACCAUGUUCACCUUUGUCGUCCAGGCAAGCAUGUGAAGUUUCGCUUCCAGAUGGAAUUGGUGCGAAUGGGUUUUGACUUGCAGAAUGCCUGGAGAGUGUCUGAAAUCAACAACAACUACAAGCUUUGUCCAAGUUACCCUCAAAAGCUCCUCGUUCCAGUAUGGAUCAGUGACAAGGAACUAGAGAAUGUUGCUUCUUUCAGAUCAUGGAAGCGGAUUCCAGUUGUGGUGUACAGACAUGCACGGACAGGCGCAGUGAUUGCACGUUGCAGCCAACCAGAGAUUAGCUGGUGGGGUUGGCGCAAUGCAGAUGACGAAUACCUAGUUACUUCCAUUGCCAUGGCCUGUGCACAUAAUCCAGGAGUACGAGUAACUAACGGAAACGUCACUAACAAAGGCACCAACGAGGCAAAUGAAAAUGCAGACACCGACUUUGAUUCAUCACUGACCGCUUGUCCUGGGAUUGAUGGUGGAGGUCCUCCGCAGAAGCUCUUAAUACUGGAUGCCAGAUCUUACACUGCCGCCGUUGCAAACAGAGCCAAAGGAGGAGGCUGCGAGUGUGAAGAAUAUUAUCCGAACUGUGAAGUGUUUUUUAUGGGAAUGGCAAAUAUCCACUCAAUCAGGAAUAGCUUUCAGUACCUCCGAGCUGUGUGCAACCAAGUGCCUGAUCCUGGAAACUGGCUCUCUGCACUGGAAAGCACGAAGUGGCUGCAGCACCUUUCUGUGAUGUUAAAGGCAGCCACUAUUGUGGCCAAUGCUGUGGAUAGAGAAGGACGGCCUGUGUUGGUCCACUGCUCGGAUGGCUGGGAUAGAACACCACAAAUUGUAUCCUUAGCAAAGAUUCUGUUGGACCCAUAUUAUCGAACCUUAGAGGGUUUCCAGGUGUUGGUUGAAACGGACUGGCUAGACUACGGCCAUAAGUUUGGAGAUCGCUGUGGUCAUCACGAAAAUGUGGAGGAUCAAAAUGAGCAAUGCCCUGUUUUCUUACAGUGGCUCGACUGUGUCCAUCAACUGCUGCAUCAGUUUCCAUGCCUCUUUGAAUUCAAUCACUCCUUUCUGGUGAAGUUAGUUCAACACACAUACUCCUGCCUCUACGGGACUUUUUUGGCCAAUAGCCCCAGUGAGAGAGAGAUGCGCAACAUCUACAAACGUACCUGCUCAGUGUGGUCUCUUCUGCGAACCGGCAACAAAAAUUUCCACAACUUGCUGUAUAUGCCAACCAAUGAGCUUGUUCUGCAUCCAGUUUGCCAUGUUCGUGCUCUUCAACUCUGGACAGCUGUAUAUCUCCCUGCAUCAUCACCUUGUACACCAAUGGAUGAUGGCAUGGAACUCUAUCUGACUCCAUCUUCUCAAGGUCCAGACUUUAAUGCCAGAUCCCUGGACAGAUUACCGAAAACACGCUCAAUGGAAAAUCUAGCAACAGCAUGUGACAGCAGCGGAAUGUUGACACGCACUUCAAGUGACCCAAAUUUAAAUAACCAUCAAGCUAGCUUAGACUCUCGCAGCAGCACCAUGGAAGGUGCUGAGACAGGAAAUCUGGACCUCCCGCAGCCAGGUCCAGCUACUAAAUGUAAGGAACAAGAGGAAAGUGAAAUCAAAGAAAGUGAAGAAAAAAGUGAAGGUGAAAAAGAAGAAAUUACAAAUCUGAAUGGUGAUGAACUCAAUUCUCUUGAAAAUACUUCAUCUGUUAGUAAAGCAGAAUGUGUAGAUUGGACAUGUGAUAAUUUUAAAUCUGCUUUGGAGAAUGGUACAACUAUAGAUGCACAAAGUAAUGUAGUAGUAGUCACCCAUAUUAAUGAGCCGGCAACUAAAGCCUCAUUAGAUCUUCUGAGCUCAAACUUAGAGGCAGAUCUGUCUGAUCAUGUAGUAUCCUGUGUAGAGGUUAGCAAGGCUGUUAAAGAACAAAUCAAGUUUUCUAGGACUGAUAAAAAAGUAGUAUCUCAAACACAGAAAAGUGAUUUCUCUCUCAUGACUUCAAACUGGAACAGUUUGCAAGGAAUGAUGAAGUCUGUUCCCAUCGGAGAGAUUGGUUUACGUCGACAUCUGUCUUAUGAUUACUCAAGUAGGAGUCUCCACAGCAAGCAUGGAAGACAUAUUGUUGGCUGUUUCAUGUCAAGGGAGGCAUCAAAGAUUUCUUGCAAUUUUCCUGCCUCUAUGCACUGUUCUGGACCCUCCACGAGAAGCUGUAGAUGUCUGAUGGCUUCUAACACAAAGCCACUUCAUAGUGGCAGGUUCUUUCCCUUUGCCUGCCCAUCUCCUACUCCUCUCAUGUAUCCAGAUGAUGAUGGUCUUCCUCUUCCCAAUGACGUGGUACAGCAGCGGCUGAGGCAGAUGGAAGCCAGCUACAAACAAGAGGUAGAACUUUUGCGAAGGCAAGUGUGGGAGUUGCAGCUACAGCUGGAAAUUCGACAGCAUUGCGCUCCUCCCCCAGAGCCAGAGGCAGACUAUGAAGAUGACUUUACAUGUGUUAAAGAGUCAGAUGGCAGUGACAUGGAUGACCUGUACUCUGAUAAAAGUGAAGAUAAACUUUCUGAGGCCAGCUGGGAACCAGUGGAUAAGAAGGAAAUGGAGGUCACAAGGUGGGUUCCUGACCACAUGGCUUCACAUUGUUUUAACUGCGACUGUGAAUUCUGGUUAGCUAAACGUAGACACCACUGCAGGAACUGUGGAAAUGUUUUCUGUGCUAGCUGCUGCCACCUGAAGCUCCCUAUUCCAGACCAGCAGCUGUACGACCCAGUGCUUGUAUGCAACAUGUGCUAUGAUCAGAUCCAAGUAACACGCGCAAGGGAACUUAUGUCCCAGCAACUGAAGAAACCUUUAGCUGCAGCAUCGAGCUGAAUGCUUGCUGAAGACCUGGCUUUAAGCUCCUCCUUUUGUUCUUGCAGCCAAGAUGAAGUUUUGAGAGAAAGGCACACCUACAGUCCUAGUUACCUGCCCCAGAACUCUUACUUCAGUAAUAGACAGCACAUCAGCCUACGUUGCUGUCACAGCACUGCAUGGGGCAGGCUCUUUCCUGCAUUAUAAAGUGGAUUUAUGGUAUAAAUACCCCCUCCUCUAAUUGCCCACUUUUCUGCCCUAAUACCUCCGGCUGAUUGAAUGAGAUUGCCCAUGCAACUCGCUGGUUAAAAAAAAAAGCCAACAACUUAUUGUAGGUGUUGGAGAAUGUGGUAGACAGUUGUAUUUAACCCUUGAGUGCUGACUCAGGGUUGAUCUGCACGGUUCAAUUGGUCAGUAAAAGAUUGGAAUGGCAAGUAGACAGCAAAGGAUUUUUUUACCCUUUUAUGGUUUAGUUUGUUUUGUUGAGGAGGGUAAUGUGUUUGGAGAAGGCCCAAUUCCCCUGGCACACACAGAUGCCCAUGAAUUUGGGCUUGUUGUGUUUAAUUUCUCCUGCUGCCUCUCAUAUGCUGAAAGACUGGUAAAGGGUAUUGGAUUGUUCCAUGUAGUGGAGAUGCUUUUGCACCAUUGCUUCGAAUGUGACAAUGUGUAUUUUAAGAUGGUUAGUCAAGCUCACAUGGUGGGUUUAUAUGUAAAUACUAGGGAAUCUGAGUGCAAAAAAACUGUGAAGAUUAACCCCUUUGUUGGCAGUUAAAAACUGCAGUGUGUUGACACCUCCUAUUGGCAGCAAAAGUGUUUAAGUGUGGGAGUUCCAGCAUUUGCUAGUGUUUCCAUUUUAUUUGUCUUGUGGCGUUUAUAGCACUUAACCUUUCAUGUGCUGGUGGAGUGUGCAUCAGAUUGCCAAGCUAUGUGAUUCUCCCAUUUCUGGCUCUGAAUAUCGCUGCACGACUAGCUCUAGCUAGGACUCUUUAUUUCUGUGUCUGUAAAUAUUGUUUUAAUUUUUGUUACCAUGUCUUCUGUGUUUACUUCUGAUCUCAAUUCCCAAGUAAAAUAUCAAAUGGAAUAGUCUUUUUUUUUUUUUUUUUUUUUUCCCUUUCUUUUCUAGUUUGAGGGGCUUCUUAUUAAAUGCUGCUAUUUGAAUUUGUGUGCACUUAACCAAUGUAACCCAGACAAGGGACAAAGCAUUGAUACCAAAAGGUUUGGGAUAAUUUUGUUUUAUUUUACUCUUGCUCUGUAAAGUGCCACUGUGUCUCAUUAAUCCGCCAUUUUAUGUCAUUUGUUCCUUUAUCAUUUAUAUGUAAAUACAUGGUUCUUGCUGGCUCUCUUGCGUCAUCAAUCUUUAACAAAAAAAAGUGACUCCGUACUUCAGUGAGGUCAAUAGUUCUGAAGUAGGAGUGAAAUGUGUAGGGUUUUUUUUUUUUUUAAUCUGAUCUUGGAUAAAGCCAAACUAAAAGGGUAAAAGUGGUUGUAGUGGCAUUUGUGUCUUAACAGACCACUAUCUAGUUUCUGUUUGUUUGUUUGUUUGCAUACAUCAUACGGUCUUUUGGAAGUGAAAUAGAUUGUGUGUUAUUAUCACAUGUUGCAAGUCCU